AUGAAGAGUUGCCCACAGAAGUCCACACGGUGGUUGCUAAAUUGGGUUGGCCUACUCUGCGUUAUCGGUCAAUGCCAUGCUUUGGAUGUCUUUAGUCGCUUUCGCGUCGAACAAGGCCAGGGCCUUAUCACACGGUCUGGAACAAAUGGCUACGGCGGCUCUUGCUAUGACAUCGAUGCAGACCUGAGUGCUAUAUAUACCGAGGCAAUCGAUAUGGCGCAGGUAGCUUUGGAUGCCCUAAACAAUUAUGCCACCAGUGCCACUGUGCGCGCGAGUGUACAAACAUUCUUCGGAAUAAAGCCGGACUCAUCAUCACCCGCUACAGUCUCGGCCUCUGACGCUCAAUAUUUCACAAACGUUAAAAAUACUUUCGAAAAGAUUGUUGCAUUCUCUACGCAGUCAACGGGUCAGACACCAGGUCUUUUCUGUGACGACAGCUGGCGUUGGAAGACACAGAUGAUGUAUGCAUCUGAUGGGAAAAUGACUAGCACGUCGGUUUAUAGGGAAACAGGCGAGAAGAUCAUCGCCGAGGGAAUACCACUGCGAGCAGCUCUAUCUAUCCCUGCUACCUUUAUGCAUGAGCUAUCUCAUUAUGUCACCGUUGGCGCUGUCACGGAUGUUCCGUUCACCACCGCCAGCGGGGCCAAAACGACGGCUUAUGGACCGGAGAAUGUCAGUCUACUAGCCAGGUCAUCGACAGAUUUCGCCACCAAAAAUGCAGAUAGCUAUACUUGGUUUGCUACUGCUAUGUAUCUUGACCAAUGCGACUGGUCACGAACAAUAUGCGCUAAAAGCACCGCCACAAGCACUGUCACUGCUCGUUCGGAUAAUCACACUAGCUCCUACGUUUCCGGCUUGCGAAGCUUUAAGCGAAGAAUAUUGUUUCCUCGUCUACCAAUAGACUUUGAAAGUGGGCUGGUGUGA
Molecule: messenger RNA, 924 nt
Organism: Penicillium arizonense
Lineage: Eukaryota; Fungi; Ascomycota; Eurotiomycetes; Eurotiales; Aspergillaceae
Exons: 4
Coding region: 1-924 (307 amino acids)
Molecular function (GO): metallopeptidase activity
Source: RefSeq, a predicted model, not a curated record